CCGCCUGGGCGGCGCCGCGGGCCUGUGUCCGCAGAGGCUGCGCGCCCCUGCCUGCGUCUUGGGGCGCUCCGGUGCCUCUCGGGGGGGACCGGGCCGGACGAGACCCUGGGUGCGGGUCCGUCGAGGGACGUGGUGGCUUCGGGGGACCCUCCGGAAGGGGGGACUCCCCGAAGGCUUGUUCCCAGGCCGCCCCGACCGUGCCUGCCCCGGCCCCGGCCCCCGAGCGCAGGGCUGGCCGGCCGCCAUGUCCACCUUCAGGCAGGAUGAUGUGGAGACCCACUACGAGAUGGGGGAAGAGCUGGGCAGUGGCCAGUUCGCCAUCGUGCGCAAGUGCCGGCAGCAGGGCAGUGGCCGCGAGUUCGCGGCCAAGUUCAUCAAGAAGCGGCGCCUGUCAUCCAGCCGGCGGGGGGUGAGCCGCCAGGAGAUCGAGCGCGAGGUGGACAUCCUGCGGGAGCUGCGGCACCCCAACAUCAUCACGCUGCACGACGUCUUCGAGAACAAGACGGACGUGGUGCUGAUCCUGGAGCUGGUGUCAGGUGGUGAGCUCUUCGACUUCCUGGCUGAGAAGGAGUCGCUGACGGAGGACGAGGCCACACAGUUCCUCAAGCAGAUCCUGGACGGCGUUCACUACCUGCACUCCAAGCGCAUCGCACACUUCGACCUCAAGCCCGAGAACAUCAUGCUUCUGGACAAGGACGUACCCAACCCCCGCAUCAAGCUCAUCGACUUCGGCAUCGCCCACAAGAUUGAGGCCGGGAACGAGUUCAAGAACAUCUUUGGCACCCCUGAAUUCGUGGCUCCCGAGAUCGUCAACUAUGAGCCCCUGGGGCUGGAGGCUGACAUGUGGAGCAUUGGCGUCAUCACCUACAUCCUGCUGAGUGGGGCAUCCCCCUUCCUGGGUGAGACCAAGCAGGAGACGCUGACCAACAUCUCGGCCGUGAACUACGACUUUGACGACGAGUACUUCAGCAGCACCAGCGAGCUGGCCAAGGACUUCAUCCGCCGGCUUCUCGUCAAAGACCCCAAGAAGAGGAUGACUAUCACUCAGAGCCUGGAACAUUCCUGGAUUAAGGCCAUCCGGAGGCGCACGGUGCGGCGGGAGGAGAGCGGGCGGCGGCCCGAGCGGGAGCGGGAGCGGCGGCGGCUGAAGACGGCGCGCCUGAAGGAGUACACGCUCAAGUCGCACUCCAGCAUGCCGCCCAACAACAGCUACGCCAGCUUCGAGCGCUUCUCGCGGCUGCUGGAGGACGUGGCGGCGGCCGAGGAGGCGCUGCGGGGCCUGGAGCUGGGCCGCCGGGGGCUGCGGGCCGAGCUGGCGGCGCUGGCGGCGCGGGCGGCCGAGCGGGAGGCGCGCUGGCGGGACGAGCAGGCGGCGCUGGGCCAGGCGGUGCGCGGGCUGAGGCGGGAGCUGCUGCAGGCGGAGGGCCCGCGCCGCCAGGCCCGCGACGAGGCCCGGGGGGCGCUGCUGGGCGCAGGGGGGCUGCGCCGCCGCUUCGGCCGCCUGGAGAACCGCUACGAGGCGCUGGCCAAGCAGCUGGCCUGCGAAGUGCGCUUUGUGCAGGACCUGGUGCGCGGGCUGGAGCGGGACAAGUUGCAGGCGGGCGAGUGCGGGCUGCGCUAGCUGGCGACCCCCCUUGGGGCCUAGCAUCGCCCCUGGGGCCGGGGACCCCCAACAGGCCUGGGCUGGCAUCCCUGAUAGGGGCCGGGGACCCACCAACCGGCCUGGCCUGGCAUCCCUGAUAGGGGCCGGGGACCCACCAACCGGCCUGGCCUGGCAUCCCUGAUAGGGGCUGGGGACCCCCAACAGGCCUGGGCUGACCUCCCUGCUAGGGGCCGGGGACCCACCAACCGGCCUGGCCUGGCAUCCCUGAUAGGGGCC
Erinaceus europaeus (western European hedgehog) is the source of this 1879-nucleotide messenger RNA. RefSeq names its product death associated protein kinase 3 (gene DAPK3). Lineage: Eukaryota; Metazoa; Chordata; Mammalia; Eulipotyphla; Erinaceidae. Gene Ontology annotation, cellular component: nucleus; cytoplasm. The transcript is spliced from 9 exons. The coding region runs from base 245 to 1621 and encodes 458 amino acids. Gene Ontology annotation, biological process: intracellular signal transduction; protein phosphorylation; positive regulation of apoptotic process. Gene Ontology annotation, molecular function: protein serine/threonine kinase activity; ATP binding. The record is from RefSeq and is a predicted model, not a curated record.